Molecule: messenger RNA, 522 nt
Organism: Penicillium malachiteum
Lineage: Eukaryota; Fungi; Ascomycota; Eurotiomycetes; Eurotiales; Aspergillaceae
Product: 60S ribosomal uL29 domain-containing protein
Exons: 3
Coding region: 1-522 (173 amino acids)
Biological process (GO): translation; maturation of LSU-rRNA from tricistronic rRNA transcript (SSU-rRNA, 5.8S rRNA, LSU-rRNA)
Cellular component (GO): cytosolic large ribosomal subunit; ribosome
Molecular function (GO): structural constituent of ribosome; mRNA binding
Source: RefSeq, a predicted model, not a curated record
AUGGCACAACCCGAAAAUGUGGCUGUCACGUGCCUCCGUUUAGUGCGGCCAACUCGCUUAGCCCUAGUCCCACAACCACAAUUUGAUCGACUCGGACAUCUUCAAUUCUCAACGCCGACAACCCAGCACACACAUCAGUCACCAUGGUAUUCGUCCAAGGUCAAGGCUGGUCAGCUCUGGGGCAAGAACAAGGAGGAGCUCUCCCAGCAGCUCGAGGAGUUGAAGACCGAGCUUAACCAGCUCCGCGUCCAGAAGAUCGCCAGCGGCGCUUCUUCCAAGACCAACCGGAUCCACGAUGUCCGCAAGUCCAUCGCUCGCAUCCUGACCAUCAUCAACGCCAACCAGCGCGCUCAGCUGCGUCUGUUCUACAAGAACAAGAAGUACCUCCCUCUUGACCUCCGCCCCAAGCUCACCCGUGAGCUGCGCCGCAGACUCACCAAGCACGAGGCUACCCUCACCACCGAGCGCCAGCGCAAGCGCGAGAUUCACUUCCCCCAGCGCAAGUACGCUGUUAAGGUAUGA